Messenger RNA from Corticium candelabrum, 2118 nucleotides. RefSeq lists its product as uncharacterized. NCBI's taxonomy places the organism in Eukaryota, Metazoa, Porifera, Homoscleromorpha, Homosclerophorida, Plakinidae. The record is from RefSeq and is a predicted model, not a curated record. The transcript has 11 exons. The coding region runs from base 1 to 2118 and encodes 705 amino acids.
AUGCCUCUGCAAUAUCAAGUGACUGAAGAACACGACAUCCCAUUUCGUGAUGUUGUAAAGCCGGACUUGCUUCUCAUAUAUGUGUCAUCAACACCUACAGCAACAUCAUCUCAACAAACCACGCCAAGAGAAACAUCUCCACUUUUGUGUUACUCUUGUUCUCGAGCAAAUAGAGAAGAUUGUGACGAAUCUCAGACAGUUCAAACGUGUGGAGUUGGAGACGUGUGCCUUCUAGUAGUUUUCAGGGUUGCACAAGCAUUUGGAGGAGGUGUCAUUUCGUUUCAAAGAGGAUGUUUUCCAAACGCAAGCUGUACUGAAAGUGAUGCAUGUAGGGGUACGUCAGGUGGAAACUGUGUCAGAUGUUGUGACAUUAAUCUUUGCAAUGAUGGAGGAGAUAUUGACACUAUUCCUACCACAGAGGUAACAUCUACACCUACAGCAACAUCAUCUCAGCAAAGCACACCAACAGCAACAUCUCCGCUUUUGUGUUACUCUUGUUCUCGAGCAAAUAGAGAAGAGUGUGACGAAUCGCAGACAGUUCAAACGUGUGAUGUUGGAGACGUGUGCCUUCUAGUAGUUUUCAGGGUUGCACAAGCAUUUGGAGGAGGUGUCAAUGCUUUUCAAAGAGGAUGUUUUCCGAAUGCAAGCUGUACUGAAAGUGAUGCAUGUAGGGGUACGUCAGGUGGAAACUGUGUCAGAUGUUGUGACAGUAAUCUUUGCAAUGAUGGAGAUAUUGACACUAUUCCUACCACAGAGGUAACAUCUACACCUACAGAAACAUCAUCUCAGCAAAGCACACCAACAGCAACAUCUCCACUUUUGUGUUACUCUUGUUCUCGAGCAAAUAGAGAAGAGUGUGACGAAUCGCAGACAGUUCAAACGUGUGAUGUUGGAGACGUGUGCCUUCUAGUAGUUUUCAGGGUUGCACAAGCAUUUGGAGGAGGUGUCAAUGCUUUUCAAAGAGGAUGUUUUCCGAAUGCAAGCUGUACUGAAAGUGAUGCAUGUAGGGGUACGUCAGGUGGAAACUGUGUCAGAUGUUGUGACAGUAAUCUUUGCAAUGAUGGAGGAGAUAUUGACACUAUUCCUACCACAGGCUAUGUGUCAUCAACACCUACAGCAACAUCAUCUCAGCAAACCACGCCAAGAGAAACAUCUCCACUUUUGUGUUACUCUUGUUCUCGAGCAAAUAGAGAAGAUUGUGACGAAUCUCAGACAGUUCAAACGUGUGAUGUUGGAGACGUGUGCCUUCUAGUAGUUUUCAGGGUUGCACAAGCAUUUGGAGGAGGUGUCAUUUCGUUUCAAAGAGGAUGUUUUCCAAACGCAAGCUGUACUGAAAGUGAUGCAUGUAGGGGUACGUCAGGUGGAAACUGUGUCAGAUGUUGUGACAGUAAUCUUUGCAAUGAUGGAGGAGAUAUUGACACUAUUCCUACCACAGAGGUAACAUCUACACCUACAGAAACAUCAUCUCAGCAAAGCACACCAACAGCAACAUCACUUUUGUGUUACUCUUGUUCUCGAGCAAAUAGAGAAGAGUGUGACGAAUCUCAGACAGUUCAAACGUGUGAUGUUGGAGACGUGUGCCUUCUAGUAGUUUUCAGGGUUGCACAAGCAUUUGGAGGAGGUGUCAAUGCUUUUCAAAGAGGAUGUUUUCCAAAUGCAAGCUGUACUGAAAGUGAUGCAUGUAGGGGUACGUCAGGUGGAAACUGUGUCAGAUGUUGUGACAGUAAUCUUUGCAAUGAUGGAGAUAUUGACACUAUUCCUACCACAGGCUAUGUGUCAUCAACACCUACAGCAACAUCAUCUCAGCAAACCACACCAACAGCAACAUCUCCACUUUUGUGUUACUCUUGUUCUCGAGCAAAUAGAGAAGAGUGUGACGAAUCUCAGACAGUUCAAACGUGUGAUGUUGGAGACGUGUGCCUUCUAGUAGUUUUCAGGGUUGCACAAGCAUUUGGAGGAGGUGUCAAUGCUUUUCAAAGAGGAUGUUUUCCAAAUGCAAGCUGUACUGAAAGUGAUGCAUGUAGGGGUACGUCAGGUGGAAACUGUGUCAGAUGUUGUGACAGUAAUCUUUGCAAUGAUGGAGAUAUUGACACUAUUCCUACCACAGGCUGUAGAUAG